Messenger RNA from Effrenium voratum, 450 nucleotides. The record is from the annotation of a GenBank genome assembly. Lineage: Eukaryota; Dinophyceae; Suessiales; Symbiodiniaceae.
AUGAAGGCACGGAAGCAGCCUUUAGAGCAGGGGACCUAUGCAGAUCUCAUCAGCUCCUGUGCCAACGUCAAGCAGUGGCAGCCGGCCUUAGGCCUUUUGCACGAGCUGGAGACCAGCCCUGAGGUUGAAGCUGGCCCCAGCGCCAGCCUGUACAACAAGGUGAUCAGCUCAUUUGUGAGGGAAGCCGCCUGGCAGAGGGCGCUGUGGCUCCUGCACGAAAUGCCGGGCCGGCAGGUGCAGCUGGACGUGGUGACCUACGGCGCAGUGGCUUCGGUCUGCAACCGGGCCAGGCAAUCCUUGUAUACGUUGCAGUUGCACGAGGAGAUGGUGAAGAAGGACAUCCAUCCAGACAUUCCGUCCUUCAAGGUGGCUGUCACAGCUUGCCGGAGGAUGAUGAAGCUGUUGCUGCAGGCAUCCCCACAGAAGAGUGGUCGGCAGAAAUUGCUGUAG